Juglans microcarpa x Juglans regia is the source of this 2298-nucleotide messenger RNA. RefSeq names its product cytokinin dehydrogenase 5-like. Gene Ontology annotation, molecular function: FAD binding; cytokinin dehydrogenase activity. The record is from RefSeq and is a predicted model, not a curated record. NCBI's taxonomy places the organism in Eukaryota, Viridiplantae, Streptophyta, Magnoliopsida, Fagales, Juglandaceae. Gene Ontology annotation, biological process: cytokinin metabolic process.
GAGAUAGAAAGAGAGAGAAGGAGAUAAAGGAGAUCACACACAGAGUCGGUCAGACUCAGAUUCAGACCCAGAACCAGUCUCAGACUCAGACUCACUCUGUUCUGUAAAAGAAAUAGAAAAGGGGAAAAAAAAAAAAGAGGAGAAUACUUUUUAGAGAGAGAAAGAAGGAAAGAACCAAGAGUCCUACAGAUGCAGUUCGUCCUCGUUGUCUCGGCUUUUUAAUCUGCUUAUCCUUUUGUGCUGAACGAAUAACGUGGUAAAAAGCAAAGAGGGUAAGAGAGCCAGCGAAUCUUGUGCAACGUAGAAGAUCUUUAAAAGUGCAAUCCCGCUUACGUUAGCCCCACCACCCUCCCCUCCCCAUAACUCUGCCACAAGAUUUUUGUUCCCUCCUUCCCAGGCCAUUCCUACAGAGUACUUCUACUCCCAGCGCCUCCUUCUUCCCUCCGCCGGUGUGUGCACUUUCCUUAUCCUACACCACCUUGGUUCUUCUAUAAAUACCUUCAUUUUGUUCGAAACAUAAUCACACAACAUUUUUAUUCUAAAGCAACAAAACGCACAAGCUAUAUAUAUAGUAGGUAAGCAUAUAUAAAAUGGCUACUACUAGGCUUCUUUUAACGUUUGCUAUAUAUCGACUAAUUGUUACUGUUGGACUGACCGUGGAGCCCACGGAGCUUCUCCGGCUGGGAGUCGACGGUCAACUCAGUGUUGACCCGGCUGACAUGGAGACAGCUUCGCUUGACUUUGGCAUGAUUGCCGAACGGAAGCCGCUAGCCGUUUUCCACCCGGCCUCGGCGGAGGACAUCGCCAGGCUCAUCCGAGCGGCUUAUGGGUCGGCUCGCGGGUUCUUUGUCUCGGAGGGCCACGGGCAUUCCAUAAACGGGCAGGCUCAGGCAACAAAAGGGCUGGUGAUAGAGAUGAGCGGCUUAGGUAGGCAACUAGGGUCGGGAAAGCCGGCCCUUGCUCGGGUCUCGGAGGAAGAGAGUUAUGUGGACGUGUGAGGGGAACUGUGGAUAGACGUGCUAAGGGCAACGCUAGAGCAUGGGCUUGCGCCGAAGUCAUGGACAGAUUACUUGUAUCUGUCAGUGGGUGGAACCCUUUCGAAUGCUGGGAUUAGCGGCCAAGCUUUCAAUCAUGGACCUCAGAUUAGCAAUGUCUACGAGCUUGACGUUGUUACAGGCAAGGGAGAGCUAUUGACAUGUUCGGAAGAGCAAAACUCAGCGCUGUUCCAUGCCGUUCUUGGUGGUCUUGGGCAGUUUGGAAUCAUCACCAGGGCUAGAAUUCCUCUUGAACCUUCACCCCAAAGAGUGAGGUGGAUCCGAGCACUGUAUUCCAAUUUUUCCGCUUUUACCAAGGACCAAGAGUUCCUCAUCUCUUUGCAUGCACACCCUGCUGCCCAGAAAUUCGACUAUGUCGAGGGUUUUGUGAUUGUCGAUGAUGGGCUCAUUAACAACUGGAGAUCCUCUUUCUUCUCUCCUCGCAACCCUGUCAAAAUCACCUCUUUUAAUGCUAAUGGAGGCGUCCUAUAUUGCUUGGAGGUCACCAAGAAUUACGAUGAUUCCAGCGCCACCAGAAUUGAUCAGGAAAUAGAGGCUCUGUUGGAAAAAUUAGAUUUCAUACCAACAUCGGUCUUCACAACGGACCUCCCUUACGUGGAUUUUUUGGACCGGGUCCACAAGAACGAGCUGAAGCUCCGGUCCAAGGGCUUGUGGGAUGUGCCGCACCCAUGGCUCAACCUUUUUGUCCCAAAAUCAAGCAUUGCUGACUUCGACAAGGGUGUGUUCAAGGGCAUUUUGGGAAAUAAGACGAGCGGGCCCAUCCUCAUCUACCCCAUGAACAGAGACAAGUGGGACCAGAGGACGUCGGUGGUGACACCGGACGAGGACGUGUUUUACCUUGUGGCGUUUCUGAGGUCGGCUUUGGACAAUGGAGACGAGACCCAGACGUUGGAGUACUUGACCCAACAGAACCGUCGGAUCCUCAAAUUCUGCGAGGAUGCGGGGAUCAAGAUGAAACAGUACCUGCCCCACCACACCGCACAACAGGACUGGGUGGACCACUUCGGAGAUAAGUGGGACCGGUUUUAUCACAAGAAGCUGGAGUUCGACCCCCGUCGCAUUUUAGCCACUGGCCAGCGUAUUUUUAACCCCUCCUUUACUACUCAACUGGCUUCCUCCUGGUGACGACCAUUAUUUUAUAGUUUAUAUUUUAUUAUUAAAUGAUUGAACAACAAGUAAGUACACACCACUACAACAACAUGAUAGUAGCACUAGUUUUUUUUUUUUUUUUUUUUUUUUUUUU